AUGGAGGGGAGCAGCACUCACCAAGUCCCCCACCAGGCUGCUGAUGACCUAGAUGAUGGUACUGGGACCUUGAAGGCCAAGCCUGCCUCCUCGUCCCAGGACACACACAUAGUGGCCACCAGGAAGAUUAUGGUCUCUCCCUUGACUGUGUUGGACUUGAGUCACAGUGGCCUGUGCCACUUAGAUGAGGUCUGCAGAGUGCCCCGCCUGAAGCAACUAUACCUUCAGAAGAACUCCCUUUCUGUGAUUCCCAAUGACUUCUUCCAGUCACUGCCCAACCUGACGUGGCUGGACCUCCGCUUCAACAGGAUCCGAGCUCUGCCUUCAGGGAUUGGCUCACACAGGCAUUUGAAAACUUUGCUUCUAGAAAGAAAUCCUAUUAAAAUGUUACCUAUAGAAUUGGGGAAUGUAAACACACUGAAAGCAUUGAACUUACGGCACUGCCCUCUGGAAUUCCCCCCUCAGCUUAUCGUGCAGAAGGGACUGGUAGCCAUUCUAACCUUCCUGCGGAUCUGUGCAGCAGAGAAUGCCUUUCCCAGCAAUUUUACCUCUAAAGAGCUCUCAGAGGUCGCAGUGACCCGCAGGCCCGAGCCUCCCGGCUUCCCCAGGGAACGCACACAUGAGGAAGACGCUGCUUCCUGGGAGCCUGUGGAGACGUGCAAGGAGAAGGCCCCCUUCUUCCCACCUGUGGAGAAGCUGGACCUGGGGGACCUCAGGAAGCCCAACAACGCUCCGGAAGACUGGCCGAGCGAGGAGGAAAUCCGGCGCUUCUGGAAGCUGAGGCAGGAGAUCGUGGAGAACGAGAAUGCCAAUGUCCUGCCCAACCAGCUCCUGCCUGUCAAGUUGCCACCCAACCUCCAGGCUGCACUCAAGCCCCAGAUGAAAGACCACCCGAAGUCCAGGUACCCCGCCAGUGGGGCACCCUCCUCCUCCAGGGCCACCUUACCUGACCUCUCCUCAUCCAAGACUACAGUUCAAGCAAAAAGAGUAGAAGAAAGGCGCAUAGCAGCCCUCAGAGAGCUCAGGGAGAAGCAGAUGCUGUUGGACCAGCGGAGAAGAGAUAAACUGAUCCUUCAGGAAUGGAGGGAGCAGACCUGGAGGAUGAAGAUGAGGAUGAAGAAGGAGGAGCUGAGGCGCCUGCAACCUCUGAGGAGGAGUCUGGCAGCAUCACAGAUCCCCUUUGCCAUGGACCUGAGCAAUACUGAGAAAACUCCAGUCAACCCCCUGGGCAGAGGAAGGCCAAGCAAAGAGAAGGCAUCACAGGCCAACAAAGCCCUGAGGAGGCCUGCCUGGAGGAAGAGGUCCAGCAGCUCAUCCAGCAAACACAGGAGAGAAAAGAAGCACAUUGGAGCGGCGGCACCACAGGAGGAGCUGCAGGCAGCCACGCAGGACCUGGAGGUGGCAGAUAAUCUCCAGGAUGAAGUCAGGAGACUGAAACUGGCCUUGAAGAGGGACGAGCAGUUUGCAGUCUUCACUGGAAACCUUUCACUUCACUCACAGCCUCAGAAUAUAUUUUUUAACAUGAAAUAG
Messenger RNA from Elephantulus edwardii (Cape elephant shrew), 1530 nucleotides. It is a transcript of the gene LRRC27, whose product is annotated as leucine rich repeat containing 27. The transcript is spliced from 10 exons. Lineage: Eukaryota; Metazoa; Chordata; Mammalia; Macroscelidea; Macroscelididae. The record is from RefSeq and is a predicted model, not a curated record. Gene Ontology annotation, molecular function: protein binding. The coding region runs from base 1 to 1530 and encodes 509 amino acids.